GUCCUGGUGAGACAUUAACCACGCCAUGUGAAUGAUUGAGGGAAUCAGCAUAACGUUUAUGACAUUGUUGUGAAUGCAUGUCUGACUCAACAUGUCAGUACACACUGAAGACUUUGAUCUGAAACUACAGGAGAAAGUUGUAAAAAUCUGCUACCUUUGCCAAUGUACUGGAAGGGCCUGGGGAGAGACUGAAUGUCGAGUUCGUUUCGGUUGUAUACAAUGCAGACACGGAGGGGGCUGUUUGUGAUGGCCGUGUCUCAGUGGAUGUUCUGUGCUGCAGUGCUGCUCCUCCUCAUUCAGGGGCUCCAGUGUUUUCCAACUCCCCCUACCUGUCCUGAGCCCUGCCUUUGUCAGAGAGGUCCUCUGUUAAACUGUUCCUCCGCUGGCCUUUCCCAAGCCCCACAACACAUCCCUUCCACCAUAAAUGAUCUAGACCUAUCUCACAACCUCCUGAACUCCCUUGCCCCCUCGUGGCCAAAUUGGGGGCUUAAUAAUCUAUGGCUUGGACACAACAGCAUCACUCACCUGUCUCUGUGUGUGGGGAGGACCUGGAGGGGUAAACAUGGGAGAAUACCCCUCUCACACAACAGAGGAAGAUGUGUAUCCUGGGCCCCGGCCCUGCAGCUGCUGUCUGCUGAGAGGAACCAGCUAGAGAUGAUCCCUGAGGGCCUGGGAGGUAGCGAGUUCCUGCAGGUGCUGCAGCUCUCCCACAACAGGAUCUCUGGUCUGCAACCUGGAGAUCUUUGCAGGUUCCCCCAUCUGAGAGAGCUUCGCCUGCAGCAUAACCACAUCUCCAACCUCCACCCACAUGCCCUCAGGGACCUCCCGGAGCUCAGGGUCCUGGAUCUGAGCUUCAACCUGUUGACCACAAUCCCUCCAUCCGCCUACCUGUCACUGCGUAACCUGAAUGCCCUGGUGGAGGUGAGUGGUAACAGGUGGAGGUGUGACUGUAGCCUGCGGAACGUGAGGAGGUGGAUGGCCUACGACAGGGACAGGGCCCUGCAGCAGACCUGGAGGGGGGUGGUAUGUUCCUCCCCCUCCACCCAUGCAGGUAGAGACCUGCUACACCUGGAGGACAGUGACCUCACCUGCUCUACAGCUGAGAACAGGGAGGGGCUCCACCAGGAUGUGACAGUGACUGAGGGGACAGAAAUCCUGCUGCCCUGCGGCCCUCCACAGCAAGAUUCAACAUGGUGGACGACUAAUGGACAAGUUUCUGGAAGUCAGACGGGCCUGCUGAUCAGUGACAUCACAGAGGAAGACGCAGGGCUGUACGUGUGCAUGUCUGGGCCAGAAGAGCAGUAUAUAUCUGUAUUUAACAUCCAUGUCCAUAAGACACAGAGGAAAAGCAGAGGCACCAGGAGUUUACACUGGGAGAGGAAGCUGAUAAACACAGAGGUAGGCAGCCUCCAGAGGGAGGGUCAAGGGACAGACCUGAACUCUCUAGAUCUCCACAGGGCUUCUCAGAGAACACAGUCUGACCUGGUCCUGGCUGUCUGCCUCUCUGUAUUCAUCACCUUCCUGUUAGCAUUUAUACUUGGUGCUCUUGCCAGACCUCUCCUGGACCCUCUCUGGAAGAGGUGCUGUAACCGUACCAAGCAAAGCUCCUCCCCAGCCCAGUCGGUCUCCUCCGCUGGGCAGGGCUCCUACGACAAUGACGCCUAUUCAGAUGAGGCUCGGGAGGAACUAGGAACACACACGGAGAGUAGAGUGACAUUCAGAGGACAUCCUUCAGAAAUAAGGGAUCAGAGUAGCAUUCCAUACUAUGAUACUGUGGCCAAUGGCAGACAGGACAACCUCGCUGGGGAAUAUGAUGCAACAUAUGAGAAUGUUUAUGCGAGGGAUAUCUCACACCCCUCCCUUGAGGUCCAUCACCCACCUAAUGAGAAGCCCAGAGCACAGGACUCUGUCAGCUCCCAACCGGACAGCUCAGAGACAGACACCCAUAGUGGAGAACUCUCUGAUGUCUCUCUGAGUGAACCACAAGUGGAUGCUCACCCAGUCCAUACCCACCAUGGCAUGGAGUUUGAACCCAUCCCUGACCCAGAACAGUUGCAGGGAUAUCGAAGCUCGUCCGUGUCUUCACACUCUGACAAGGAGAGGCCGGAUAGGGAUCAGGAUAUGGACUGGCCCAAAAACUAUUUGGCUCAAAGACUGGAGGAGAAGCACAAGACCCAGAAUAAUCCCUGGGAGCAUCAAUCCCUCCAGAAGGAAAAUGACUCCUUUGAGCAGAGUUCAGAUUUCCCUAUGGUUAAACAAGUUGAUGUGCCACAGAUCAAGAUCGGCAGCAUGGGUGAGAUCCCUGGAUUUACAGAGGAGCCCUUUACUGAUUGGAAACCAAUCAAGGCAGAUCCAAACCCAAUGGAGCCUGAGCUGUGGAAUGACAGUGGAGAGAGCUUUGAGUUCCCUGAUUCCAUCCGAGGUGCAUCGGCACAGUCCAGCAGUCAAGAUCUCUCGGGUUCUGCUUUUGACGAUCAGUUGAGAAAGGAGUAUGAACAAGCUCGGAAUGAAGAACCGCUGGUGAAAGACCAGAGGGAGAAUAAUAAGCUGCUUGAGCUGAACCUAAAUUACAGUGGGAAUGAACCUACAGUGUACACUGUGAACCCAGAGACAGAGGUAGUGAAGGAGAAGAUGAUUGUCCAGAAUGUAGGUGAACUGAUACAGGAAGUUCAGAGUGCUCUGAAAACACAGGAGUGCUUUGAUUGGUUAAGUGAUCGUGGGGAUGAACCCACAAAGUACACAGUGAACAAGGAGCAUGAUGAGGAUUCAGCUCAAGUUCCAGAUGUCAUGUACAGGGAUCAAUCUCUCAGUCUUGGAGACACUGUCUCUUUGGUGCCAAGGAAAGCUCUCAAUAUUGGCUUCUCCAAGGAAGGUUUUAAAUAUCAACCAGAGCCUGAGACAAGGUCAACUGUCUUGGCUCUAACCACCCAUAGUGCCAUCAGCACAAAGGAACCCCUUCCCCAACAGUCAUUGCCCUCAGACGGGACAAGGGUUGGAGACCUCAGACUCAGUAAGCGUCUGGAUAUUCAGCCCCCUCAGGAAGCUCCACCUGCUGCCCCAGGUUCACCCUCUUCUAGCAGUGAGAGUAAGGAUGAGACUACAAUCAAUCAAAAAACAGAAGAGGAGAAAGCGAAGGUCCCAGAUUCAUCUUUCAGUCUUGCAGGCAUUGAUGUCUCUUUUGCCCCAAGGAGAGCUCUCAGUAUCGGCGUCGCCAAGGACAGCUCUUAUCACCCACCUCCAGAGCCUGAGUCAAGGUGGUCUGGCCUGGGUCUCACCUCCCAGACUGUCAUCAGCACAAAAGAUGAAGGCUUUAAGAAAUACACCAAGCCCCUUCCACAACUGUCUUUGCCAAAAACAUCCCUCCCUUUCUCCACCUCUUCAGACAGGAUGAUGGCUGAGGAGUCUCCAACUCAACUCUUCUAUGUCCCCCCACUUGGGAGACGUCUGGAUAGCCAUCCCCCUCAGGAAGCUCCACCUGCUGCCCCAAGAACACCCCCACCCUCUGGUUCAUCCUCUUCUAGCACCGGGAGCGAGGAUGAGACUACAAUGAACCAAAAAAGAAAAGAGAAAGCUAAGAUCCCUGAUGUCACAUAUAGGGAUUACUCUCUCAGAUCUGGAGACACAUCAACUAAAGUAUCUUUCUCUCCAAGGAAAGAUCUAAAUAUUGGCUUCUCCAGCGAGAGUUCUCAAUAUCAACAUGAGUCUGUGACAAGGUACGAGAGUGUCACCAGAACAAAGGGUGGAGACUUUGAUGAAGACAGCAAGCUUCAUCCCCAAAUGUCUUUGCCCAAAACAUCACUCCUUUCCACCACCUCCUCAGACAGGGUCAGAACUGAGGAGCCACCAGUUAAAAUCUACAUCCCUGGACUUAGGAGGCAUCAGAAUAUUCAGCCCUCUCAAGAAGCUCCACCUGCCAAAUCAUCCUCUUCCAGCUGUGAGAGUGGAGAUGAGACUCCAGAACACACAAUGAAACCAGCUAAAGACAUCACAGAUUAUUUUUCCCCAAGGAGAACACUCAAUAUCAGCUUUAACAACUCAGCCAGUACCACAGAUAAGGUAGAGAGGAAGACCGGAGCAGAGGACCGGUGGGAUCAGCCAAGGCUUGGUAAGGUGAAGGCGCUGUCAGAGAGAACACGAAGGGACACAGAGGAAAGUUUUACAGACAUGAAUGUUUCUUUCUCCCAAAUAAGAGCGCUCAAUAUUAACUUUGAUGUCUCAGACAGCAGCACAGACGAGGUGGGGAGGGGUACCGGAGCAGACUACAGUAACCCUACUGAAGAAAUCAGUCCUUCUCCCCAACUGUCAUUGUACAAAACAUCACGCUUUUUCUCCACCCCCACAGAUGAGGCGAGGCCUAAAGGAGAGUAUUCACUCCAAAUUCCCCUACACAGGAAACACUUAGUUGUAGACAUCCAGCCACCCCUGGCUCUACCUGAUGCCCCAUCAACACCUCCACCAUCCCCAGAGGGAGAGGAGGCAGCAGGAUCUGGAUGGAGGAGUAGGGAACAACAGAUGAGAGCCAUGGAUGGAUUUGGCUGUAACUCCAUGACACAGGGAGACAGGAGCUAUAUGGGGUUAGUGGUUGCUAAACCAUUCGGCAUAUCUCGUCCAUAUCAGAGCGUUACCUCAGAAACCAUUAUGACCACCCCGUGUAGUGAGGUCUCUACCUCUGGUGACCUCAAUAUGACCUACUCCAACUCCACCCUCCAUUUUGAAACACACAAAGAGGGCAGUGAAGCUUGAGAGCUACAACUGUAAUUGUUUGUACUGAUUAAAGAAAUCACCUGAGAAGUUAAUGCAGCAGAUGAAAGUUGUUAAAACGUAACUUGUUUAUUUUAAUUACAGAAUUAUACUGUUAUUACAUUGUUGUAAAUGAGUGUAACACCAGACAUGUUUGUCUUAAUGAAAAUAGCUGUUUAAGUGACUGAAUUAUUUCAGACUAAGGCAAAUAAAAGGUGGGACCAUUAAAACCCAAUUUCCCAGA
This is a messenger RNA of Salmo salar (Atlantic salmon), 4984 nucleotides long. It is a transcript of the gene lrrc66, whose product is annotated as leucine rich repeat containing 66. Gene Ontology annotation, molecular function: protein binding. Lineage: Eukaryota; Metazoa; Chordata; Actinopteri; Salmoniformes; Salmonidae. The record is from RefSeq and is a predicted model, not a curated record.